Messenger RNA from Caretta caretta (loggerhead turtle), 2220 nucleotides. RefSeq names its product opsin-5-like. Gene Ontology annotation, biological process: G protein-coupled receptor signaling pathway. NCBI's taxonomy places the organism in Eukaryota, Metazoa, Chordata, Testudines, Cheloniidae. The record is from RefSeq and is a predicted model, not a curated record. Gene Ontology annotation, molecular function: G protein-coupled receptor activity. Gene Ontology annotation, cellular component: membrane.
GAAACAGUUUUCUUACCUUGUCAAAUCUUUUUUUAAGCUUUUCCUUUAUAUUUUUUUUUAGUAGUUUAUGUUUAGCACAGUACUGUACAGUAUUUGCUUUUUGUUUGUUUGUUUUCAUGACUGUUGCUGCCUGAUUGUGUACUUCCAGUUCCAAAGGACCAGUCAAUUCGUAACACUGGUGUUCAUAACACUGAGAUUCUACUGUAUUUCACUGGGGCAUCUCUUUGUGAAAAUUCCUACAGCAUUCACUGGUCCUUUCUACCAUCACUGGAAUAUUACAUGUUCCUGUUAAGUGGCCUUUCUCCAAAAGAGAUCAGUAGUAGAAAAGGAAUGCAAGAGAUCAUGCAGGAAAACCUUUAGCAGGACUGUCUCCUCUGUCAUUCUAGGGGCCAUUGAGGUUAAGAGAAAGCACAAGCCCCUUGGCAAAGUCAGUCAGUUUUCAUCCAGUGACCUUGUCCUUUACAGUCUCAAAGCCCUUUAUGUAAAAGACAGAUUUGGGCCAUGUGUGGAUCAGACCCUGAGACUUUAAACCAAGUAUCCCAGCACUUUUGAUGCUGCUAAUUAUGCUGAUGCUGAGUGGCAGCUGAGGCUCAGUAGAUGGAGGAGCACUGUCUUACCUCCUUGCUCAGCUUCCUUUUUUGCACUUCCCACAUAGUUGCUCCUGCUGUCUUACUAAAGAAGUAAGUAUCCUAGUCUUGCUAAAGAAGAGUCAAAGAAGUUCUGUGAGACACUUAUUUAAAAGAGAGCCAGAGAAAUAGUUGCAUCUACGACUGUGUUUUCUGAAUCAGAACUUUCCAGAAGGUGAGAGAGUGGUGCUGAUGGACAGCUCCAGCUUAUUGCACAGUAACAAGUCUGGUUUUGCUGUCUCAGAGGAUUGGGAAACCAUCAUUGGGGUUUACUUGCUCACGCUAGGUUGGCUUUCUUGGCUUGGCAACGGAGGGGUGAUCUUCAUCAUGUACAACCAACGACAUUCCCUGGACCCUCAGGACUAUCUCACCUUCAAUCUUGCUGUCUCAGAUGCAGGCAUUUCCCUCUUCGGCUAUUCAAGGGGCAUUCUAGAGCUGUUUAAUGUUCUUAAAGAUGAUGGCUUUCUAAUCACUUCAGUAUGGACAUGCAAGGUGGAUGGAUUUAUAAUACUCUUUUUUGGUCUAAUCAGUAUUAAUACCCUGACAGCCAUCAGUGUCAUCAGAUACAUUAAAGGAUGCCAGCUCCACCAAGCUCACAAAAUUGAUAGAAAAAAUAUUACAUUAACCAUGAUUGUGAUAUGGGCAACUGCUCUUUUCUGGGCCAGUGCACCACUUCUAGGGUGGGGUAGCUAUACAGACCACAAAUAUGGAACAUGUGAAAUAGACUGGAUCAAGGCAACAUUUUCUGUUGUCUAUAAGUCCUAUGUGAUUGGAGUCUUUAUAUUUGGCUUCUUUAUUCCUGUCUCCAUCAUGGUUUUCUGUUACGUGUCCAUAAUAAAGACUGUUAAAUCAAGUCACAAGACCACAAGAGGUAAAAAAAUUAGCCAAAGGCAGCGGCUCAUGAAACGAAAUAUUACACAGGUGUCAUUUGUAAUUUGUUUUGCCUUUUUCCUGGCAUGGUCUCCUUAUGCAGUAAUCUCUAUGUGGUCAGCAUGUGGGUUUCAAGUGCCAGCAAUCACCAAUGUCCUAGCCAGCCUUUUUGCCAAAUCUGCCAGUUUUUACAACCCACUCAUCUACAUGGGAAUGAGCUCUAAAUUCCGUAAGGACGUCAGAAACCUUUUCCAGUGUCUCAACCGAGACAAGGAUUCAGCCCUACAAAUGCCAGUACAGAUGUUCAAUCAAAGAAAUGAGGCAGCUAUCCUCCUAAAACCACAGAGAGAGUUUGUGUCCAAAGUUCCUGAGGCUGAAACACCAGGCUUAGACAUGGAUUCAGUGCCCAGAGACAAUCCAAACCCUGCAUUUUGUUCUCCUGUUUCUAAUCAACUUACCACUUUUGAAGUAAAAACAAUUCAAAGGAAACAAAGUGGAUCUGGCUGAUUUUGAUCUGGAGAAGGUGAAAUAAGGACUAUUUUUUUUCUCUGAAGAUUAGAUUGCCACAGCAAACAACCAUUGUCUCUUGUCCUCAUCAGUCUGCUAAUAUUUCACAGAUGUUUACAAAUGUUCUCAUGUACAAUUUCCCAAUGACUAUAAAAAGCAUAGCAAAACUUAGAAUUGGUUCACGGAGAUUAGUUUUUGCCUAUUUUCUCUUUUUAAA